Paramuricea clavata is the source of this 405-nucleotide messenger RNA. The record is from the annotation of a GenBank genome assembly. NCBI's taxonomy places the organism in Eukaryota, Metazoa, Cnidaria, Anthozoa, Malacalcyonacea, Plexauridae.
AUGACAUUAGCCAGUGAGGCCCCUGUUGAAUAUGGUCAUGUUCUAAGUUACACAAAGGUUUACUUUGGAAGGCUUUAUGGCGAUCUAGAAGGAGAAUUCCAAAAGUAUGUGAACAAUACUGGGGAGGUUUAUGGAGAAAGUGAAGUAACCCAUAAUGCAGAAGCAUUCUGUCACUAUACUUAUGAAAGGUCAGAACACCAACUUAUGGUUGUAGACAUCCAGGGAGUAGAUCAUAAUCUUUUCGAUCCAGAAGUUGCCAGUUCAACUCUUUUUUAUGCCAAUGACAAGACAAUAUUCUUUUGUUGUGGCAACCUUUCCACAGAUGCUAUUGAUAUGUUUAAUUUAAUUAAGGCAGUACAUGUUUGCAACAAAUUUUGCCAUAUGCUUAAGCUUAAAGAAAUGUAG